AUGCAAAAAGCCAGGUUGGAUGCCAACGAAGCUUUCAAGAACAUUUCCCUUGGCCAGAAACGGAAAGCCAGUGUCGUGGAGAAGAAAAGAGAGCUGUCUCCACUCAGAGGUACUGCUAAAAGAAGGCUUACCAGGUUGGACAAAUGCAAACUUGAAGCACAAAAUGCUUUUGGUAAUAUUGCUCUGAGUGAGAUUGGAGGGAGUGUGGAGAUAAAGGAAGACCAGAACAGAACUAAAAUAAUGGCCAAGGACUCAGGAACAAAUAACAGUGAAACUUCCAAAAAAGAUGUGACAAGUCCUAGAAAAGAUUCCUUGGAAAAGAGUAAAAAAGGAAGAAGGAAGUCUACCAGGAGAUCAUCAUCACGAAGAAGAAGUUCUGCUGCAAUGCGACGAAGAAGCUCCACUAAAGGCAAACGUCUAACCAGGGUUCAAGCUGCUCAGUUAGAGGUUCUGCAGAGUUUUGGAGGACGGAGCCUGGAUGAUGUCUGGAAAUCCUACAACGGAGAAAUGUCCACUUGUGCUGAAGUAACUGAGCAAAUUACCAACGAUAAAGGCGAGACUAAAAAUGAGGGUGUGACGACAAAGGAAGAAAGUCAGAUGACGGCUAAUAGUGAAUGUCAAACAGCUGUAGAAACUGAUGUAGAGACUGAUCCCCCGGAGGAUGGUGAAAAGCGAACUGGUAAUGUGACUUCAGCAUCAAAGGAGAAAGUUGCUGAAAUUUUAGUGAAACCAUGUUGUGAAUCUGUUAAUGAAUCAAUGCAAGUUGAUGUCCCUUUUGACAAUGAGCAGCUUGCUGAACAUUCCAAGUCAAGCCAAACAAUCACUUGUGAGGUUCAAGUUCAGGAUCAUGAUUCCUGCACACUCGUCCACAAUCAGUCCUGUGAUGCUCAAAUUGGUACAAAAGGAAUGAGUCCAAUUCCUGAGCACAGUUUACAUCAGUCCUUUAGUCAAUCGAGCAACACACAAAUCGGCAGUACAACAUCUGUAGAACCAAGACCACUGACACGCCUGGAGAGAGCUCGUUUGGAAGCCAUACAAAGCUUCCAUGGAGAAGCUUUUGAAAAAACAAUGAAGACUUCAUCCAGGAAAAUGGCCAAGUACCUUACUCCUGUCAAGCAUCAAGGAACAAACACUGAAGCCAAUCCAACAAGGAACACCCCCUCACAAACGGAUAACUCCUAUUACAGCCGCCACCCUCGUCCAAAGAGUUCUUUCUAUACUAACCUCAGAGACAGCAGCUUCUGUGACAGAGGUGCUUUGCUAGAGAGUAGCAAGAUGGUCGUGCUGACAGCCAGGUCUCUUGACACACCAUCUCCUGAUUGUUCCCCUGUGGCCACCAUUGUGAACCCAUGAUUUAGAUUUAACCUAUGGUGGUUAUAGACUGCAACUCUCGGUCCCCACGCCCACUUUCACCAUUGACCAAUAAUAUUAACCUUAGUGUCCCCAGGAUCACUUCAUUUAAGUUUAUUCUUGAAUUAGAUUUAGAGAGAUAAGGUCUAUAAAUUCAUUAAGUUUCAGUCGUGUUUAUAUUUAGUCAUCAAAGUGAUUCCUGUUUCGAAGCGCAGUGCAGACACCUCCAUAGUACAGUCACCUCUUUAUUACAGACUGUUAUGUGUGUCCCAAGGAUACCAAACUUCAUUUAAUUCCUACCCCUAUGACAAAGACACCUUACCUCUAGUUUAUGGACAGUUGGGUGUGUCCUUUGUAAAUUAAGGAGGUUUAACUGUAAUUGAGUCGGUGAUUUUAGCUAAAUGCUGAAUCAUUUUCCAGGAUGAGUUUUUGGGCGUUUUCCAUUCAAUAAAAUUCCGGUUUGAAAUUUCGGAAAUUUCAAGAGCCCAAUGGAACGGUACCACGCGUUAUAUUGUUCUUGUAAGCAGGAUACAAAAGAGCGGUACUGGGGAAAAAAAUUUUGUCAAAUUAAAUGAGACAUUUCAGUCCAACCGACCCAGAUAACCGAACCAGUCAAAGUGGACCACCUUCAAAGCUGGUCACGAACAUUCCGAUCAGACCAAAUCGAAAUGGUCCGUUCCAUUUGAUCUACCAACCGAAAUUUCCGAAAUUUUGGGUUGAAUGGAAAGCGCCCUUUGAGUACCGUAUCUUCUCAGUUUUAGCCCCCCCACUGUGUUUAUUUCAGGCAGCAGGCUGCAUGUGGUUACCCUGGUUAUUAUUUUUUUGACCUUUCAGUUUAUCCCAAGCAAUUGUUCAAAGCGGUUUUGUCAAACACCGUUUAAAAUCUCUUUCAUUGUUAACUUGCCCAGAAUGUUUAAAUGGCCUAAGAGACAAUGCAUCCCCAAUAUAUCUUUUUUUACACAUGUACAGAAAAAUAGCCCCACCCGCCCUAUCUGCCUAGUUACCGGUCGUUUCGCUGCAUCAUCAAGUCGAUUCGUUGCAAUUGACUUUUUACACAAAACCGUUUUAAAGAAACUUAGAAUGAACUACAAACGGGUAAUACUAAGGAGUUAAUUACCAUUUUGCUGAAUGAACUAAGAUUACCGUUACUUACUGUUUAUGUUUAAAAGUAAACAGAGUGGAUUGCGCGAAAAUAUCAGCAACAGAAACUCAAGGUAUGAAGAGGCUUGACUUUUAUCAUAAAAGGCAAUUUACUUUAGUAUGCAGUGAAUCGACGUCAUUAUGCAGCUGAAACGACUGUACACCCCUAGUAAACAAGCCCUAUGAAAUAAGAUGAAAUGUGCAAGGGUGUUGGGGUAGCUUAAGGGUAGUUCCAGUCUGUUUCCAAUCGCCCUUUUUGGCGCAGCUACUCAGCUACUGGUAAUCAAAUAGUAUUCGUUCUUCGGUUUCCCGUUUCAAGGGGACAUGAUAAUAGAUUUACAAUCACGUUCGGGGCAAACUUAAGACUGAAGUUGACAAUUUCGAAACGAGUGGAUAAAAUUUGCUGGAAGUAACUUUUCUUUAUGAAGCAGAACCUUAUUUUGUGCAGACAUAUGAAAAGCAAAGGAGAAGUAAAGGGGAAACUUAGUGACUGUUUGUUUGUAAAAGUGAUUCUUAAUCUUUCUAAUACCGUAAAAACCCACCUAUAAGAACCUAGAUUUUCCAACUUAGCCUAAACAGGUUCUUUUAGCAAUGGUAUUUAGUGGGAUUUUAGGCUAUUUAGGUUUUUAAAGUUCUUAUCUAUCAGAUAGGGGCACCAGCGAUCAGCACAGAUAACUACUACAGGGCAUAUGUGAUAUGGAAUAUAUUGCUGUAUUAAAUAAUUAUCUAGAAUACAGUUUAGAUGAUAACCAUGCAGUAAAUUUAUCUUUCCAAAGUACUAGCAUGCAUGUCUUUCAUGCUGCAGUAUCCAUAAAAUGCUGUGUUACAUUUUGAAUCUUACUAACUGAAACCUAGACUUAAUUUUUUUUCUGUAUUUUUUUCUCUGCGAUCAUUUUUGUAAAAUAAGAACCUAUUGACAAUUUAAGGCUAAAUAGGUUCUUAUGGUUUAAAAUAAAAAGUUUAGCCUAACAGGUUCUCAAAUUUUAGGUUCUUAUAUGUGGGUUUUUACUGUAUAGCUCCAUUCCAUGUUGUUCCUGGUCGACAAUUCCUGUUUCAUGUCCAAGAACCAACGUAUUCCAGGCUUUCCUCGCUCCAGGUGGUAGUUUUUAAAGGUUUUUGUUGAAAUAAUUAAUCAGUUUUCCCAUUCAAUCCAGUUUCCUGCACGUCAAUGCAAAUUAGUACCCGAGGCUCCACCCAUAUUUACCGUCCAAGCUGGAAUCGUGUAAGGUUGCCGCCUUCGAGUUGGAAACAUUCUGAUUGGCCAGCUGGGCCUUAACCUACUGCGCGGAAAACCGAUUUUGGAUUUUAAUUGUGCUACUUGUUCUUUCUCUUCAAGUAAGGUUAAUGCCAGUUAGGAGUUGGCUGCGUUUUGAUUCAGAAAGUAUCCAGCAAAAAUCAGUUCUUGAUCCAUAUCGGGGCAAGGAAGGUAAGAUAAAACUGUUCAGUUACAAUAACUUACAAAAAUUUUAUUACUGAUUGUACUCACGAUUUACCUUGUUUCGUUUAGCAUUACGUAGUGUGGAUCAAAAAAGAAAAGAAAAAAUAAAUUACAAAUGUUGAUCUUUAACGCACGCUUUGAAGUACUGACUAACUUUCAAUAUUUAGUUAAACCUGAAUUUUUUUACACAUUUAUUCUAUUUCACAAAGAAAAUUUGUUCAUUUCGCCAACAGCAAAGUGAUACUCAGCCCUCGUCAACACCGUAUACAAUAAUAUAAAUAAUAAUAUACAAGCUUAUAUAGCGCUGUUUCUAGAAAUUCAACAGCGCUUUACAAUAUUUACAAUUAAAAUAUCAAAAUAAUAAAAACUGAAAAAAAUCUGCUCGACGUGGGAACUUUUGAUCAGAAAAAUAUUAUUAGUAUUCGAACCUUGUGCAGUACGAGAAGGCCGACUUCAAAAGUGAGUGAAUAUAUACGACCUGGCAAGCGUUCUGAUUAUUUUUAGGUUCAUUUUCUCUUCUUUGUACGAAUAUUCCAACUCUGAUGACGUUCUUUUUCCAUGACCGAAAAAUGAUCAAUCUAACCAAUCGCCGAAUUAUAUAUGUCCCUCUAAAUGAAAACGAAGUCAAACUACUAGGUUGUUUAGAGAACCUGAAUGCCGAGUACGCCACAGUACAAACGGUUGAAUGUGUCGUUGUGGUGUAUUGGGUAUUCGCUUGUUUUGCUCACCAUUAUCUUGGAAAUGUUUCUUUUCUGUUUGCCAUGCAAUAGAUAACUUUAACAUUUGACUAUAAAAACAGUGCACAGUUCUGCCUGCAUAAGUAGUAUUGUAAACUGAAAUAUCAGUAUGAUUAUUCUUACUAAGAUAACGGCUAAAAAAAUUAAUGAGACGCUAUUUUCGCUAAAAAUUUGGUUGCCUCCACACAGAUACUACUACAAAUACAGUAUGGUAAAAAACAAAUAGAAAUGGCGCCGUGAGUGUUUAAGAACAUAUCACAAGAACUCAACCCAUUUUACUGUGCUGUGUACAAACUCUGACAAGUAACGAACUAUGCUUCGCCGCAUGCCUACACUGACUCUAGUCACUGAACCAACAUUAUUAGCCUAUUCAGUUGGCUUACUACCCAACCACCGUUCCCGUUCAUUGCUGCUGUUAAACUGGUUAAAUUUGUGACAUGACUUGAAAGGGUGCCAAAACCUCCUUCCAAGGCUAUAUGUUUUAGGAAGGCCGCAUAAAACGAAGUGAGAACGUUCUUAGCGUGUGGCAGUUAACUUCUGUGUAAAUUUGACGAUCGACGAUAGUGAAUAUCUUUCGCAAUAUCUUUGACCGAAAAGGCAGCCCGGGGAGGCAGUCAAGGGAAGUUCGAAUAAGGAUACCCUGUUUAAGACAAGAGACAUAUUAAUGACCCUGAUUUAUUCCAACUGAAGAAUGAAAUUUUUUAUAAAACUACGAUCAAGAAUACGGAAUAAGAGUCUUUGGAAAACAAUGUUAGUGACAUAAAUGUUGACUUCUCAUCGGCAAUCGUCACACUCUUUUAAGGCUCAAGUCGAUUAUAAGAGGUUGACAAGGGGUACUUAAGAUUACGGUCAAAAAUCUCGUGAUUAAACCUUCAUUCAACGAUUUUCUUUGACGUUCAGUGGGAGAAAAACGAACUACUGGGUGUCCCAAAAGUUCGUUCCUCUAAUUUCAUGCAUUAUAACUUUUUGACCAAAACUUUUUUUUUUACAUGAAAUUUCUAGAAGAUGUUUAUUUCUCUAUCGAGUUCAUCUAUUCAGAAUUCCAGUAACUGGCACGCCCUUUUAGUUUUUUAUCACAUUCUGUAGCCGUUGCAUCAUGGAGUGGAAUAAAGCGGACAGAGCCACAGAUGAUCCAUUAAUAUUUUGAACUUUUCUAUCACCCGGUACGCAGGAGCCAGUUCAACCCCUAAAGAAUAUUUGUUAGUUUAGGCAGCUGAAAAAAGAAACAUUUUAGGCAUUCAUCCAAAAAAGAUAAUCAUCCCGGCCCCUUUCCACAACAAGGCUUUUGUACUUCUUUACAAAUUUGAGACAAGGUGGGUGUUACUUGGCAGACUAAGCAGAUCGGCUGUUUUUUUGCCAUCUCAGGGGCUAAUUUUAAACAUUCGCUUUUCAUGCAUGAUCCUUUCUGGACUUGGCUUGCUAAUUACGUGAGAGCUUCCUCGUCGAGUCUCCUAUUUUGUAUCUAGCCUUCUUUAACACUAUUUCAGCUGCUUUAUUCAGGACUUUUCGUCUUCCCCUUCGUUUCUUGCCUUCAACAGUUUCAUUUUUCCAUAAUCAUUUUACCACCAACAUUCGGAUUUUUCCAGAUUUUUAGCAGUUUUUACAACAGAUAAGCCAGUAAAUAGAAGUGUACAUGCUCACACGUAGAUGAACGUUUCUUUGCGUUAAGGGGGUUAUCCUUCGUGAUAUUCACAAAAAAAUAAGUAAGGAGUUUCAGCAAUUCGUGCUAUAAAAUACAAAAUUAUGUGGCUGGAAAACAUACUCGCGCACGCGCACCUUUGGCGCGGAAGUACACAAAUCGAAUAUUCGAGUCAAAGGAUGACACAACAAGUAUGAAAUUAGUGAAUUAGAUUGAAAGACAACUUUUGGUUAAAUUAUUUGCUUACCAAGUCCAAUCGUACUGAAAUACAGACUUAUAAAGUACAGGAACGAACUUUUGGGACAGCCCGUAUAUUGUUAGAACACAGGUGGCCCAAACUCUGUGGGAGUUCGUUGGACGUUGAAUUUAUAAAAAAAUGUAUAAAAAUAAACAAAAUACGUCCUAAAUCCCAUUUUUUGACAAAAAUGGAAAUACAAAUGACUCGCCUUGUGUUUUUGUUUUGUUUUUUACUCUCUCUUCGCCUCCAGAGCAGUACAAUUCAAAAUCUUAUAUUAAACGUCGAUAAAACGGCUUCCAAAUGGCACUUGAGGCCAAGAGACAACAAAAACAAAACAAAAACACAUUUUUAUUUCUGUUUUUGUCCAAAAAUGGAAUUUAGGACGUAUUUUGUUUAUUUUCAAACAUUCUCUUAUAAAUUCAAAUCCAACAAACUCUAACAGAGUUUGGGCUGCCUGUGGUUAGCGAAAUCAGUCGAAGGCCAAAACAGAGUAGAGCUUAGACUCAAGCCCUCAAAUAGCCUGUACACAGACGCUGUAUUAUCUUAUUAUCUUUCUUUUCGUUCUUUUUCUUUUCACCCGCGCUCGACGGACUUUGAAGAGAAAAUAGAGGGUCUGUACAUGUGAACAGGCUAAGCCUCAAAACGCUGAAGUUUUUAAACAGGAUGACACCAACGGGAUUUCUGAUUUCCUUCUUAAAUGGUAAGCAUCGAAAAGUCAAUCAUGGCAUCUUUUAUUUACUCACUGAUCUUUUCCAUAUCAGACAUGAAGGGAUUUUUGAUUGCAAGGGCUCCUCAGGAGGAGAGAUUGUUGGAGCACGUGGUCACCGGCUUCUACGCCUGCAUAUUUGUGACGUCCCUUGUUACAAACGCGUUCCUGUUUACAGUGUUCCUUAGAAACAAACAUUUCCGCGACCUCAGCACUUAUCUCAUCGUUCAGAUGGCUGCAGCUGAUGUCCUGUACUUGUGUGUCACCUGCUCUAUAGUUGCUAUAAAGAAUCUGGACAUCGAGCUGAAUCGCAUCACCUGCAAAGUUCUGUUGUACGUGGAGGGAGCUGCCAGGUUUGCCUCUUCGCUGUCUUUAAUGCUGAUCAGCUUGGAACGUUCAACGGCUGUAUGUUCACCAUCGCUGUGCUAUACCAUAAGAAAAGUUGCUAGAGUCAAGGAAAAGGUAGGCGGGAACGACGAAAAACGUAAUGAAUGUUCUUCAUUUAUGGGUCAUUUGUAAAAUUGAUAGCGGCAGGAUGGUGCAUGAGGGCUAAAUAGAAAUAUCAAUACGCCGAGUUCCAAAAAGGAUUAACUUAAUCUUCCAGGAAUCUUAAUUGUAAACAGUAACUUUAACUUUAACCUAAAUUUGUUUUCAGAUAUUGAUCAUAUUAACCUGUCAUCGUUCGCUUCAUUUCAAAAGAAAGUUCAAUUUAGUAUCAUCUUUUUUAGGCUUGUGCAAGCGUUUCAAUUAUCUCUCUGAUCCUUCGAAUGGGUGUGCUCUUUGUGGCGUGUGACCCCGAGAAGUGGGCACCAGGGUACAGAUUGGCUGUGACAAUUGCCACUUACAUUCUACCCCUUGUGGUAGAACUUAUCGCUUACACCAUUGCGUACCACAAGAUAAACCGACGAAUCAGUAACGCAGUCCACAGCAAACAGGUUCUGUUGUUUGUCAAGAAGUCCCUCAAGGUUUUUGUCGUUAUUGCUGUGGUAUUCGCCGUGUGCACUCUUCCUUCGUCCAUCUUGGUAAUUCUACAGUCACUUCGUCUGUACACGCCUUCAUUCUUCGUGGGCUAUCUUGGAGACUUGAUAGAGUGCAUUCCUUGCGUUACAAAUGUCAUCUGCUACGUGUUCUGUAGCCCAAAGUUUCGAAUGGAGAUCAAGAAGUUGUUUUCAGGUUUGUUGUCAGUCCAGUUUCUUCUCUUGCUAUCCAGUUAAUCAUUAAUUUAACCAAUGUAAACUUGACAAAGCUGAAGGGCUCGAAUAAUAGUAAUAAUAAUAAUAAUAAUUCCUUUAUUUACCCACGACAGUAUUUGUAACACUUAUGCUAGUGGGCGGAGCAAAUGACUUGAAACAAAUAAUUCAAAUCAAACAUAAAGGGGUUCAGCGCUCUAACCACUCGGCCACGUUGCCUCCUCUGAAUAGAGAAUGCGAGACUGUUAUAGGCCGCAUUCUUAUUACCAUGAACUGAAACCACUACGUAAGAUUCUAAACCUACCAAUGUGAACCAAACGUAAAAUUAAAGGGCGGAACCAGAACAGAAAGGGGCUGAAUAAUAGAAAAUGUCACAGAAAACGGCGGAGGGAAGUCCAUUCGGACCCACCCCUAAAUCUGCCCAUGAAACUUAGUGAUGUCAUUCUUAUGAUAUGUGGAAUAAUCGGGAGAGAAACUUAGUACUAAUUCUGGCCAAAAGAGUUUAAUGUACGGGCUCUGUCCCUGCUCCUGCUAGUUUUUCAAAAUCCUCUUUUUUGUGCAUCAAAAGCCUGUGGUCCACACUAACGUUAACGUAUCGUUUAAAAACGCAUAUCUGGUGAUACGUUUUCGUUUUCAGGCAAAUCUCGGACGUCAGCUAUGUCUUCAAAUUUCUCGCAUUUUGGCUGAGACAUGCACGAGUGGUUCUGAUCACAGGUAACCCAGCCUUUGGGUUAGUACCACAGUAUGAAACCCGUAAAAUUACAUUGUUUGUAAAGUUACCAUCCUAAAAUUUGUAGAAAAUACCGAAUAAAACCAAAUGAAACUUCCUCUGAGAGUAGUUGUUGCUGUCCUUGAUGCUCUCAUGAAGUUUCACAUGCGAUCACAAAACUUUGUGUGGACAUUAGUACUAUCACAAAGUCUGGGUUUCCUGUACUCUGACGUCAGCGUUUUUGAAUACCCUCGUUUUACUUUAUUGAAAUUCACUUCGUUGACUCAACACGAUGACAGGGGAUGAAACAGGACUUACGUCCCAAUUGAUAUCAACCCCUUUAUUACCCACCAAGCCCAUGAAAGGUUGUACUACACCACUGGUGUGGUACAACCUUUUACGAACAGCAGAGUGGAUUCUUUUACGUCCCACACGAAAGAGCUGUGAGAUGCUGUUUUAGUGAACUGUAUGUGUUUUAAAACAAAAAAACGCAGUGGUGUAGACUGGUUCUUAUAAUCUAAAGCUUUUAAAACAUUUUUUAACCAUCAGUAUGCGGGGCACAGACCAAAGAAAGUGGUUCAAACGUAAACUCGGCCGACGGAGGAGAGGACGAAGAUGGUCUCCCAGGAGAGGGCAAAGACAAGCGUGCCAAUAAAGGGCUCAUUUUAAAGCUUGAUUGGGUGCUCGGUGAUGAUCCUUCACAAGUUCCCAUUCCAGGAUCCCCCACGCCGGGGGCAGAUAUACCCCUUGACAUACCCAGUACUGUGCAGGAAGGGCCCGAAUUUUCCCUCGGAGAUAACCUCGAGAGCAAGCAAGCACCUUCUACUAGAAAGAUCUCUGGAAAACCUAGAACAGGAACUUGGCCGCGCAUGCGUAGGCUGUUAUACAGUGGUUGGUAUGAUUCAGGGUUCAAUACUUCCCGUGAAUCUUUCAUCUCUGGGUCGACUUCAAAUGGUCUCAACAGCGGCACUUCCAAGUCUAGUACUGAAACACUUGAAAGCAAUUUGCCACGGAGUUUGCCGCAAACUUUGACACAGGGUACCCAAACUGAGUGCAGUAUGUUGACGGUACUUGAUGUCACAGUGCAAGAAGGUGCGUGGUUAAAGAAUAAGAAUACAUAA
This is a messenger RNA of Porites lobata, 10268 nucleotides long. The record is from the annotation of a GenBank genome assembly. NCBI's taxonomy places the organism in Eukaryota, Metazoa, Cnidaria, Anthozoa, Scleractinia, Poritidae.